CUGUAUCAUUUGCAACGACAAGACGGGUGAAAUGGCUCAGCACCUGCGUCUCGGACCCGGUGCGCGAGGGGCGGCCCAUAGCGACGAUGCUGCGACCGAAGCCUGUCCGCGCGGGGUGGCUAGCGGGGUAGUGCAAUGCCUCCUGCAUACAGCGUGGAUCGCCCGACGGAAGGCCUGAAGAUCACAAUCUCUGGAGAUUACAAACUCGUCAGCAUUUGAUCGAAGGCACCAGUCACAUCAUCAGAUUCCCCCACAUCUUCACGCACGAUGAAGUGUGAUGACGCCCAAAUCUGUGGCAGAUUUGGAUGCGCAAACGUUGAGACAAUCUUGUCGAAGAAUCCGGUCUAUUGCCACCGAGGUGAUCAGUGCCACUCGCACGCGGGGGAUGAGGGGGUCUGGGCGGUGCAGCGCAUGCCCGUCAUCGUUGCCUAGGAGCAGCUACAACCAGCGCGCACACGCACAUAGUCUAUUCGCGGUGCGUAUGGCCCAGGACACGACGUCCCAAAGAGGGAUAAGGUUCGCGAUCGUCGAGGGAGCAGGACGACGUCGGCGGAGGAUUGUCCAGAUCCCCUGCGAGAUCGCGCGCACCCCAGAUGUGCCAACAGUCCGUCUGGGAAGCUCGCAGCCCGGCCCACUCAACAGUCAGUGCCCCUGCCGGAUUGGGUCUGUGCUCGCCCUGGAUCUGGCGCAGAUCGGAGCGCGAGCGGCCGUCCUGGUGGGACGCGCAAGCCUGCCUAUGCCCUUUCUGGUGCGUCGGACCGUCCCGUGCGAAGGGCUCGUCGCCACCGGGCCAACCGUCGCCGCUGUCGGCCCUUCUACCUGCAGAGCGCAAUAUACACGUCUACGCCUGCGUGCGCGGCAUGAAGAAGCGCGUUCUGGAAGACACCUGUGCAUGCCAAUCCAGGAAAGCAGAUCGCACUCACAUCGCAGGUUUCCUGGCUGUGGCCCCGAGGUUCGAUAAAUGAGACGCCAACUCUUCACACAACUCUCGCUCGCCUCGAGCUGAUAUGUCACUUGUGUCUUGAGCAUGAUGAGAGGAUGACCGGUAAAUUGGUGGAUCAGUCCCUUCGCUAUACGAACCGAAUGAGGCGCAUAGCACGUAGGCUAAUAUGAGUAAUGAAGCAUCUUCGCCUCAGCAGCUGCUGACACGACUGAUGUGUAGAAGUUUCCGAAGACUCAACACUCCGCGAAAGCUAACUUACCACGACCCAGCCCGCCGUGCAGGCUGGAUCAUUACCGCGGAAAUCUCGGCACGGAGGCUUGCGGUUGAGGGUGAAUUGAAGGCGUCAAUGGCCAGCGACGCGUCGUCGAGUCAGAGUCAAACCGUGGCCUUCGAACUACGCGCAGGGCGCAGCAGCAGCGUCGUC
Messenger RNA from Fomitopsis serialis, 1367 nucleotides. RefSeq lists its product as uncharacterized. Lineage: Eukaryota; Fungi; Basidiomycota; Agaricomycetes; Polyporales; Fomitopsidaceae. The transcript has a single exon. Bases 278 to 961 code for a protein of 227 amino acids. The record is from RefSeq and is a predicted model, not a curated record.